CCGCAGAACGCGAAUAAAGCGAUAAGGCUUCGGGGAAUUUAAAUCAAGCAUUAGUAAGCUCAGAUUAACACAUUUGUGUACAGGGUUCAUUGCCAUGUGUCGAGAUUCAUAAUCUGCUUCCUGUGGUCAUGGCUGCCUCCACAUAAAAUCUGUUCACGCAAUUCGCUUUGGUUUUAUGUACCAACGUUGCCCUCUAGAAGUGUCAGGGUUUAAACUUUACACAACUGGGUCAGAGUUCCAAUGUGUUGUUUCCUCUCUAAGGAAUGUUAUGGCGGUGCACUCAGUAUGACGUUUGCGUUGCUAGUGGAGGGAUGACAUCAGCGCUGUUAAACUGUGCUGCAGAGAAAAGCGGUUAUCAUAAAAUAUAUUUAAAGAUACUCUUUGGUUCUAUUCGGUAAAGUCACGUAGGUAAAAAAUAAAACAACAAGAUGCUUCUGAAUGCAACCCUUCAUUCUAACUGGUUUAAUUAAAUAAGGAAACACGCAAUUCAGUGGCCUUUAGCCAAGCAGUAGCCUGCUGAAAGUGUGUUUUAAUAUUUAGCAAUGUAGGAAUUUAUUAUUUUGAAAAAAAAAUCUUUACAUUUUUUUAAUAAUAAAAAAAAUCAGCAAUGUUAAAUUAACCAAUGGAUAGAGGCCUCCCCACGCCAUAUCGGUCAUGUGCAUGUUCUGGCUAUACUUCACCAUGCAGGUCAAUGCGGAUUGAAGUGGGAGGGGUGGAAGCGGAGAGAGGGGCCGCCUCUGAUAUCACUUCCUACUGGUGCCCGCUGUGGCCGGGAAUCAAACUCACGGCACCAAGUUCAUAGCGCAACAGACCCGUCGCUUCAAAUAUAAUUGCAUGUUGUUUAACAAGUGGGUGAUUUGGGAUAUGCUGAAACACAGUCGGCUACCCAUGUUCAUAACAUGCCAGUGCUGUACUCAUUCCAGAAUGUCCACUUUGACAGCUCGUGACAUCUAUGGAGAUGCACCACCAUUAGUUUCCUCGAAAUGGUUCCUUACAGAUUUGCUCAGCGAAAACAUUCAAGGGGGGGGAUGGAGUGCGAAGUUCCCGCAGUUUGUGGCGAGCCCAAUGAAGCGGCUGUGAAGCAGUCAAAUGGCGAGAAUCCCGGCUACACCUACGCUCCCUCCUGCGCAACGCGGCCCUCGCUCGGCUGCAUCCUGGAAAGUGCCACUCCCCCCAUCAUCGACUUGGAAGUGGCAGAAAAGACCUGCCAGAAAGUCCUGGAGAGUCUUAAAUUCAAGCAGACCGACCAAAGCGUGGACAAAAAGCAAGAUGACAUUUUUAUUUUGGACGCCGCCGAGUGUUCGGACUGUUUGGAUGGGAUCGCCGGGUCAGAAGGUCUCGACCUUAAAAAGGAACAGGAAACGGGUGUUCCACGCAACGGACAGAUGAAGGAUGCGGGAUGCAGCCGCGUUACACCCGGCGUCCGGAAACACAAGGCCGUCUCCUCGGCCUCGAAGCAGUCGCUGCUGCUGCGCCUCUUUGAGUCGAAGUUGUUCGACGUCUCCAUGGCGAUUUCAUACUUGCACAGCUCCAAGGAGCCGGGGGUACAGGCCUACCUUGGCAACAAGCUGUUCAGUUUCCCCGCGGACGCCACCGACUUCUACCUGCCACAGCUGCUGACGAUGUACCUGCACGGCGCCGAGGAGGCCGGCGAUGCCAUCAAGCCGUACCUGGUCCACCGGUGCCGGCGCAGUCCGGACUUCGCCCUGCGCUGCGCCUGGUUGCUGGGCGCCUACUCGGCGGAUGGGCAGCCGUCGUCACGGCAGAAGCAUUCGCGCGGCACCAAGCUCCGGCGCCUCAUCCUGUCGGACGAGCUGGUCCCUGCCACCCCGGCGCCGUCGGCUCCGCCGCACCAGCUGCUGGCGGCGUCCGCGCGGGCCAAGCUGCGCGCCGCCGCCGUGUCGCCCGGCAAGCGCACGCACCAGCGCUCCAAGUCGGACGCCACGAGCAGCUGCAUCCAGGCCGACGGGCUGCGCCGCACGUCCAGCAUUCCCCGCGUGGAGGCGCAGCACGACGAGCAGACGGCCCGUCUCGCCCCGGAGCGCGAGUUCAUCAAGUCGCUGAUGGCCAUUGGCAAGCGGCUGGCCACGCUGCCCACGCGCGAACAGAAGACGCAGCGUCUCAUCGCCGAGCUCUCGCUGCUCAACCUGUCGCUGCCCGCACGCGUCUGGCUGCCCACGGCCCUGAGCGCGCACCACAUCGUGCGUCUGCCGCACACCCAGGCCGUCGUGCUCAACUCCAAGGACAAGGCCCCGUACCUGAUCUACGUGGAGGUGCUGGAGUGCGAGGACCUGGAGAUGUCGGCGGUGCCCACGCGCAUCCCCGAGGCGCGGAUCCGCGUGUCGCGCUCCGAGGAGAACCUGCCCGACUGCUUCGUGGCCGGGGAGGCCCCGAGAACCGGCAGCUUCACGGCACACAACCCCGACCCCGACGAGGAGGCCUGGUCCCAGGACGACAUCGCCGACCUGCAGGUGGAGCAACCUGAGAUCCACAAGUCGGACAAGUCUACCAACAGUAGUGACACCAUCUCACAGUUCUCUGUGGACAGCAUCACAAGCCUGGACAGCAAGGCCGAGCCUGCCUACUUCCUGGCUGGGGACAUCAGGCGGCGCCUGUCAGAGCAGCUAAACCUUCCAGCGACACAAUUCCGCCGAGACCCAGAGGACCCCUCUGCCGCUGCCCUCAAGGAGCCCUGGAAGGAGAAAGUCAGGCGUAUCAGGGAAACUUCCCCUUACGGCCACUUCCCCAACUGGAAGCUGCUGUCGGUGAUUGUCAAGUGUGGCGACGACCUGCGGCAGGAGCUGCUCGCGUACCAGUUCCUGCGGCAGCUUCAGUCUGUGUGGGAGCAGGAGAGGGUGCCGCUGUGGCUGAAGCCCUAUAAGAUCCUGGUGACAUCAGCUGACAGUGGGAUGAUCGAGCCCAUCCUCAACGCCGUCUCUAUCCACCAGGUGAAGAAGCAGUCCCAGCUGUCGCUGCUCGAGUACUUCCUGCAGGAGCAUGGCAGCCCCAACACGGAGGGCUUCCUCACUGCUCAGCGCCACUUUGUGGAGAGCUGUGCCGCCUACUGCCUCAUCUGCUAUAUCCUGCAGGUCAAGGACAGGCACAAUGGAAACAUCCUCCUCGACUCCGAGGGACACAUCAUCCACAUCGACUUUGGCUUCAUCCUCUCGAACUCCCCGCGCAACCUGGGCUUUGAGACCUCCGCCUUUAAACUCACCGCGGAGUUUGUGGAGGUGAUGGGUGGACCAGACAGUGACAUGUUCAACUAUUACAAGCUGCUCAUGCUACAGGGGCUGAUUGCUGCUCGCAAGCACAUGGAGCGAGUGGUCCAGAUUGUGGAGAUCAUGCAGCAGGGCUCGCAGCUGCCGUGCUUCCACGGAGCCAGCACCAUCAGGCAGCUCAAGGAGCGCUUCCACGUGAGCCUCACGGAGGAACAGCUGCAGUCGACCAUCGAGCAGAUGGUGGAGGGCAGCAUGCGCUCCCUCACCACGCGCCUCUACGAUGGCUUCCAGUACAUCACCAACGGCAUCAUGUGACAGCCGCCCGCCGCCUGUCGGCCUGGCACGCGUGUGACACUUCCAUUCUCUCCGUCUGCCUGCUCGCCCUGGCUGCAUACGGCACUAUCACCACGCGAACCAAAUUCGGCGAGGGUCUGGGGUUCGUGAUUACCACUGUUGGUUACAUCCACAAUGGUAAACACUGCUUAUUGCAGGAAUUCCUCAAACAAAUUUGUUUAUUCUUUCAUCUGCCUGCUAAGGGGUUGACCCAAGCUGCUUUGCAGAGGAAAACAGAUUUGUCAGUUUCCAAGUAGCAUUUCGAAUCCGGAAGGAGGAGAUCGUGAUGUGUACAAGGAUAAUAUGCGGACCAUAAAGAAAUGUGAAUUAGUGGCAUAAUCAUUGCAGAAUUCCUACAUUUGUUUAAUAUCAUCAGCUCGGUACGUAAUUGCAAUCCAAACAUCAUCCGCAAACUUAUAUCAAAACCCGCGCUUGUGAAAUGAAUCUUGCAGCACGGAGUGCACGUGAGUGAACUCUGUGGCCAUGUGUGCGUGCCUGGCAUCUCCUACCCCUGCGCGCGAGCUCUCCGCCACAUUCCCCCCUCCCCCAUGGGCCUCAUUGGGUGUCCUGCUCCUGUGAGGUUCUACUGAAUGAAGAGGAGCAGCUGUCACGGCCGUGUUGGGUGGAGGGAAUAGCUCCGCUGUCAACUCAAAAAAUGCUAAAUGUGUAAAUAGACUGUGCUUGUGUGUGAUCGUAUUCACACUUGAGUAUCCUCUAGAGACUGCCUCGUGGAUUCUGCUGUUACCCAGUUUUAACCGUUUCUUGCUCUCUCUGGGUUAUCGGCAGGUGGAUGUUUACAGAUCGGCGAGCUUCAGCUUGUUCAGUGCUUCUCGACUUGUCUGAUCUGCGUUAUUUUCCCAUCGGUUUCCCAGUGCAGAAAUGAACUCUCCUAAAAUUGUAUAGCCUCACCUGAUGAAUAGACUGUUCGAUAUUGCUUCUAGAGGAAUUGGGCACGUUGCUUUUAAUAACCCAGCUGGUAAAGUAUUGUACCAAAAGCAUGUGCUGCACACAUGUACAUAGCAUUAAUUGUAGUGACCUCCAUUGUGCUUUGUUAAUGGGGUUGAUGUAGUUCCUGCUGCACUUUAACCAUCCCCAGUCGUUAUUUCUGGGUUGCAGAUUUCGUCUAUAUUCUUUGUGAAGCCUGUCUUCAACAAGCCUUUGUAAAAACAUGUACAGAUAGACAAGUCGGUCGCUAUUUAGUUUGACAAUUAUGAUGUCCGUAUGCUAGCUAUAAAGCACCAACAAAUAUAUAAUACGACAAUGUCAGAUCUCUUUUACAAAGGGUAAUGUGUGUACAUCACAUUUGUGACGAGAUUUCCUAACCGUUCACGAGUCUUUGGGAUGUAAUUGCAUGUGUGUCAUUGCUCUACAAUGUCUAUAGUCCAUUAAUGAACGCAUGACCAUAUAAGUUGUACCUGCUGGUUAAUGACAGUCCUUUCGCAUUAAAUGAUGGCAUUUUAGGCAGUUGCAAAAACGUACGCGGCAUCAAUACCCCAUUAGCUGGAUCCUGGAAUGAGGUAAGGCCAGGAACAAGGUUAAUAUAUUUUCAAAUUAAGCGUACACCAGUGAGAAUUACUAAGUUCUCUGCUAUCCUUCAUUCAUAGACUUCCAUGUUCAAUUAAAACAAUAUAAAUAAGAUACACAUGCAGACCACUUUCUAGAUGUGCCCAGCUAUACCAUGUAAGAAAUUACCACCCCAAAUACAUUGGCCCUGUUUCUACAAAAUCUUGAUAGAAACUGCCAUUUGCUAACACAUGACGUAAGGCCACAUUUUCGUUUUGAGUGUCCCACAGCUGAAAUAACGUUGACACCCGACUUUAAUCAAUGAGCCACGUGCCAUUGUCUCAGGCCAAUGGUUAAGCAACUCUUCCGGCACUGCGUCAGGCAUGCCAGGUGACAUUCCCGCAGCUGCAGUUCCGUGUGGCUGGUCAUGGCGUGCGGAGGCUGCGGUGAAUCGUGCCAGGUUAUUAUUCACCUGGGUGCAAGCUGUGUAUGGGUCAAGAUGUAAACAACAAGAAGCGCUCGGGACUUUCACAGGAACCUUGACGGUGGGAGAGCCCAGAAUGUUACCUUUUGAAUUGUAAUCAAUCGCAGGCUAUUUAUACCGCAUCCUAUUGAUUCCAAGUGAUUACGUGCAACUCUAAAUCGAUUAGUGCAAAUUCUGUUUUUCCUCUUUUUUUAAAGGAGACGCUUUGGGCUUGUUUCCAUUUGGAAUCAUAUGAUGCCUGAAGUCAGUACAAUUAUUCAGAAUCAGUAAGAAUUUAAAAUUGACUACAUACUUGUCAUUAGAUUCACUUAGAAUAAACAUUUAAUUGACUCGUGCUUAAAAGGUAAGACAAACACAGCUAUACACCUGAUUAAAUAUUUCGAAAUGUAAAUGUCUCAUUUCAUUGCCACCGUGAAUGCAAUUGCACAAUCUUUAGCCUGGGUAAUGUCCACAAUUUACAAUAUUCGUUCUUAGCGCCCUUCAUUGUAAAUGUUUACUGGACUGGAAACUGCAGAAGAGAGGCCUGAUGAGUCGAUUGUUUUGUGUUGAACAGUAUUAUGGAACUAAUGUGUAUAAGUGUGUACGGCGCUUUUUUCAUGUGAUGCACGCGUGCGUGUCAGGUGACGAUCGUGAAGUUUUAUACCGUAUAUGAAUGGCUAGAAAACAUAGAAUACCUAUGGGUGUUCUGUUGUAGAAAUGUGUGCGAUGACUUUAAGUUCAGUCGUGUGUCUAUGCUGAAAUAUGCAAUGGGGCAACUGCUCAUCUUUGUUGACAGCUCUAAACCACGGUAAUUCUACAUUCACAUGCCAGGGGCCAUUUCAUCGACCGUGUGAUUGCUUCAGAUCAAUUUAAUCCCGACGGAGAUUUCAACCCUCAUCGGGCUUGCGAGCAGAGUUGCUCUCACAGCAACACCUACAUGGGCAGUACAUUAAGGGGCCUGAUCAUUGGAGCAACCCCAUUGCUGGUGAUUAGUGAAAAAUGAUAAAUGGUGAAGAAAGUGCACAUUCUAUAGUGAAGUGCAAUUGUUAAGUCAUUUCGCAUUUGACAAGUAUUUUCUUGUAACCAAGUACGAUUUAAAAUAUGCAUUGCCUAGUUUUACAUGAGGAAAAAAAAGUUAAGAAUAGCAAACAAGCAUUAGGAAUAUUGUAAAAUGUCACAACAUAUGGUGUCUGUGGUUUAUAACAUUUCACUUGCCCUGAUGUGUUAUUUUAUAACUUCAGUGAGUUUUGUCAGUGGUUGGGACUGUGAUGGUAGAUUUCAAAGCCGAGGGCUCACACUUAGUGUGCCCCCUCCGGCCAAAUCCAGCCGUUAGAUUGCUUCCAGUGUCAACACGUCCACGAAGCGAUUUAAAUUGCACUCCACAAAUCCUCGCGCUUGGCCACAUUUGCCGUAAAGUGGCUGUGUCAAUGCCAUCGGGAAAUGUAUGUAACUUGUCCUGGGGGAUUGUAAUGCAUUUCCAAAUGACGCCAAAAGCUGGAAUGGUGCAGGAGAGUGACGAAGCAAAGGAUUGCGUCACAUCUUGGCCUCAUAACCCUCUCCACUCCCAGUUCCACAUUUGCCAACUGAAAGGUGAUGUUUCAUGUGGGACGCUGGACUGAAUGUGGGUUACAGAGUGUAAAGUUGGAGAACCACUUGCUACUGAUCUGUGAACAUCCACGUAAAAGAUGGUGGUUAAACCCUUUACAAGACUCCGGCACAAUACAAUUUUCACUAAACUGUU
Molecule: messenger RNA, 7261 nt
Organism: Petromyzon marinus (sea lamprey)
Lineage: Eukaryota; Metazoa; Chordata; Hyperoartia; Petromyzontiformes; Petromyzontidae
Source: RefSeq, a predicted model, not a curated record